Molecule: messenger RNA, 2167 nt
Organism: Raphanus sativus (radish)
Lineage: Eukaryota; Viridiplantae; Streptophyta; Magnoliopsida; Brassicales; Brassicaceae
Product: protein ELC-like
Exons: 1
Coding region: 218-1213 (331 amino acids)
Biological process (GO): protein transport; protein modification process; endosome to lysosome transport
Cellular component (GO): ESCRT I complex
Molecular function (GO): ubiquitin binding
Source: RefSeq, a predicted model, not a curated record
AAACACAUGACUGAUUCAGUGACAAAGAUAUAUAGUCUAAGAAACAAAGGAUAAAGACCAAAGUAAAUUUCUAUGAAACAACACAACAAUCGCAGUCCCUUGUUCUCUAAGUUUGACCAACCAACCAAAUCUAAGUAAUUACAUAAUAUAAAACAAUAAAACUGGAGAAAUUCAAGAACAUAAUAAAAUAGCAAAGAACCAACCGCCUUUGGCCUCAAUGGCAUCAUCAUCAUCAUCAUCUCCACGAAAGUUCAUAGAGAAGGCUCUUCUUGCAACUGGUCCCUUUGCUCUGUCGUACACCGAUCCAGACCAGAAAUGGGUCAUAAGAAAGCAUCUAACUUCAUUCCUCCAAGACUUCCCAAACUUCGACCUCUCUACUGAUACUUUCAACCACAACAACGGAACCGCAGUUCAACUCUUUCGUCUCGAUGGCUCUCUACGUACUCCUCAACAAAGCACAGCUAUACAGUUGACCAUUUGGGUUCACGAGAACUACCCGUUGACUCCUCCUCUUGUGUUUGUGAUCCCUCCUGACUCGACCGUCCCGGUUCGGACGAACCACCCAUUCGUCAACUCUUCUGGUUUCACAAACUCUAACUACAUCGAAACAUGGGAAUACCCACCAUGCAACCUACUAGACUUCGUUAGAAACCUCAGGAGAGUUCUUGCCAAUGACCACCCGUUUGUACAGACAGACUCAGUCCAGAGUCCGACAAAGACUCGAUCGGUUUCAAGACCCGAAGCUCUAGACAGAUUAGUCACGAGUCUUCACUACGACGUGUUGGCAAUCAUGGAGAGAUCAGAGGAAGAGAUUGAAAGCCUCUGGAGACUACAGAAAGAAAUGAAGCAAAGAUCAGACUCGGUGAGAACGAUCAUCAGUGGCCUUGAGACAGAGAGGGAGACACUUAAGGAGAAUGUUCUGAAGCUCAAAGACGACACAGAUGCUCUGGCGAUAUGGGUGGAGAGGAACUAUCCCAAACUGAUGAAAGCAACGUCCAGGGACGUGGGAGAUGAAGAGAUGUUUGAAAUGGAAGAAGAGAAGAAACUGUUGGUGGAGAGCUUGGCGACAGAUAAGGCCACUGAAGAUGUGUUGUGUACGUUGGAAGAAGGCAGUAGAAGGGGAGAGAUGGAGAUUGGUUCGUAUCUGAAGCAUGUUAGAGUCUUGGCUAGAGAACAGUUCUUCUCGAGGCAUCAUCACCUAUUUAAAAAUUAAAAAAAAAAAAACAGAGUAUUUUGGAUUUCAUUUUAAUCUUCCCCUAUUAUCCAUAUAUUUUACAUAGUGUUCUCAAAAUCGGUUUACCCUCCAUCUAUUCGAUAAAUCAAACCUAAAAUCAGUCUAGGUACUUAAAUAUUGGUUCAAGUGUCCGCCUAAUCACUAGACUCUUAUUAUAAAACAUCUAAAGUAUUCCUGACGAUUUCUUGAGUAUUGAUUUUACAGGAACUUCCAGACGUUUAUAUAGUACAUAACAUAUGGCCCCGGUGCAUUGUUUGGCUCGUAACUAAGUUAUGUUACAAAAAAAAAAAAUACUAAUGUGUUCACUGGUAACUAAUGCUGUCAAAACAUGGAUAGAUCUUCUUCCAUAUUCAUAUAUAAGUAAUUAAUUUUCCGUUACAUUUAAUAGUAUCGUUUUGUAUUUCCAAGAAUAAUCUAUUAUACACUAUUUUGAUGAUGUUAGCAUUUCAUAGUUAUUGAAAUAUGGAAUUUCUGAUUGUCAAUGUAACUGGUGGUGGUGACUUUUAGUUGCCUCACAAAAGAGAAAGCACCCACGACUUGGUGAAGAAGCAAUUGCAUAAGAUUCCAACACGGGUGUAUACAAAAACAGAGGUUACAAGAGAAGAUCUUACAUGUUGCUGAUCACAGUCGCAGGUUUCAUGUUUGGACAGCAUUGAAGAUGUAAAGAACAAGCAUAAACUUUGUGGUCAAAGUUUCUCAACGAGGGGAGAUUUGAUACAGGAAAAGAGAUGCCACAUCAUAGGGGUUGUCACGGAGGAAAAGAGAUAUAAAGGCAGGGAAGUCAAAGAUUAGAGGAAUGAAGAAAAUUGUAAACAGUUUGUUAGAACUUUUUUUUUCUCUUUCUCUGUGUGUGGUUACUAUGAUUUUGCUGUGGAACUUUCAUGGAAAAUCCCUCAUUGUUGUUCUGUAGCUGUUUCUUAUGCUAAGCUCUUC